AUGGCAGGGCGGGAUGGGAGCUCUGCGGAACGUGAUUCGAGGUCGGAUGGGGGUUGGGAUGAGUAUGGGGAGGAGUAUGGGGAGGAGGAUGGGAGGGGGGGGAGGGAAGGGAAGGAAGGGAGAGAAGGGAUGGAAGGGAGAGAAUGGAGGGAAGGGAGGGAAGGGAUGGAGGGACAGAGAGGGAAAGAUGAGAGGGAGGAGGAAGAUCAGGAGGAGGAGGAGGAGGAGCAGGAGGAAGAGGAGGACGUUUUUCCAGUAGCCACGCCCCCUGCUCUUGCAAGAAAUUUGACUAAGGAAAAGCAGAUGCAAGGCCAAAAAUUGCAGAAGCAACAGAUGCGGCAAGGGCAGCAGCAGCAGCAGAGGGAGGAAAAGGAGGAGGAGGAGGAGGUGGAGGAGGGGGAGAAGGAAAGAGAUUUGUGGGAAGAGGAAGACGAGAAGGAGGAUGAGGAGAGGGAUCCAUGGGAGGAGGAGGACAAGGGGGACGGGGUGUACAGUGGUGAGGAUGUGGGGAGAAUGAGAAGAGAAGAUGAGAGAGAAGGGGAGGGAGAAGAGGAGGAGGAGCAUCGUGAUUUGGAUGAUGAUGAGGAGGAGGAGGAGGAAGACGAGGACGAUUCUGAUGAUGAUGAUGUUGCGAUAGCUGUAGCUGCAGAUGCCAUAGCCCUCGAUGUGAACGGGCGCGAGCAUGGGAUGGGGGAAAGAAACGCUUACUCACACGCACAGGGGUUCCAGAAGCAAGGAAGAGAUGAGUCAGGCGAGAGGGCGUGGGAGGUGGAGGAGGAGGAGGAGGAGGAGGAAAGGCGAUCUUGGGUGGGUGGGCAGGAGGAGGGAGGGAUGGAUGGAGCAGGAGGGGUGAGUGGUGCUUUCAGGGAGUUAGGUAGUGGGAUGGUGCAGGAUGGGGAGGAGGAGGUGAAGGGGAAGGGCAAGAAGGAGAAAGCCAAGGGUGAGAAGGUUAAGAAGGUCAAGAAGAAAGUAAAGGAGGAGAAGGAGAAGGAGGGGAAGGAAGGGAAGGAAGGGAAGGAGGGCAAGGGGAAGAAAGUAGUAAAGAUGAAAAAGCAGGUGAAGGAGAAGGAGGGGAAGGAGAAGGAAGGGAAAGAGAAGGAAGGGAAGGAGAAGGAAGGGAAGGAAAAGGAGGGGAAGGUUGAGAAGGUGAAGAAGAUUAAGAAGAAGCUGCAACUGCAGCAGCCUUUGCAGCAGGAACGGGAAGAAGGGGAGGUUUUCGACCGUCAGAUGGAGCAGCAGUACAAGCGAUCUCAGUCGUUGGAUCACGGCAAACAUGCCGCCCAGCUAGCAUCGGCCUCAGAGCAUCCCCUGCCACACAAUCUGAGCUUCGUGUCGCCGCCACAUCAUCAUGCAAAUCAAAUCUCCACCCCGCACCGUGUCUCGCCGCCCAGUAACAUCUGCAUGCCGCCCCAUCAUGUCUCGCCGCCGGCCGAUCGCGUCUUCCCGCCGCCCAAUCACGUCUCCCCACCCCAUUACGCCCCCAUGCAACAACAUGCGUCGCCGGCCAAUCACAUACCUCCAGCAUACUACACGGCCCCAUCGCCACGUCAUCACGGCAUGGGGCAAGGCAUGGGGCAAGGCAUGGGGCAAGGCAUGGGGCAAGGCACAGGUUAUGGCAUGGAGCAUGGGGUCGAAAUGAUGGCAGCAACGGGCAAUCAUGGCAGGAUGGGGAGCGAUAUGAGCCAAGGCAUGGGGCAAGGCAUGGGCUAUGGCAUGGAGCAUGGGGUUGGGAUGGUGGCAGCAACAGGGCAUCCGCAGCACGGCCGGAUGGGGAGCGAUAUGAGCCAUGGCAUGGGGCACGAGCAGCAGGAAUCCCAAACUCCCUAUGGGUUAGGUAUGAUGGCAGCAGCAGGGCAGCAUGGCACAAUGGGGAGUGACAUGAGUCAUGGCAUGGGGCACGAGCAGCAGGAAUGCCAGGCUUCCUUUGAGCCACCUCAGAAAGCGUUCGGGGCGCAACGAACGGCUUUCGAGGUGCCUCCGAAGCAGGGGUGGGAUUCGAGGGGUGGCGUGGGGGGGCAUGGGGAGGAGCAGAGGCAGCAGAUGGGGCUUGGGAUGGGUGAGGAGGAGAUAAACAGCGGUGGUGAUGCACGGGUGGCGGACAGGUGGCGGAACGUGAUUGGCCGGCCGUUGGAGCGGGUGGAGGAGAGAUACGAGAUGGUGGGGGAGGUGCUGGGGAGGGGGUACUUUGGUGGGUGGGUGCUGGGAAGGCAGGUAACUCAUGAGUCGAGUCACAACGAGGUGGCAGCAUUGGACACGGUGCGAGGGCACCCCCACAUUGUGCAGCUGGUGGAGACGAUAGAGGACGAACAGGUGGCAGCACUGGAGACGGUGCGAGGGCACCCUCAUAUCUUGCAACUCGUGGAGACAAUAGAGGAUGAGGAGGUGGGUGACAGUCAUAUCUCGCCUUCUUGUCUCCGUCCCUUGCAUCCCACUCUUGAAUCUGGCGCCCGCUAUAUGUUCCCUGUCAUCCCCCUCUCUCUCCCCCCAACCCCAUUCCCCCCGGGCCAUCUACCUGCGCCCUCUCAUAUUCCCCUUCACAUUCCCCACCUCGACCUCCCCAGGCCAUCUACCUCAUUCUCCAUCGCUGUGAGGGCGGCACACUGCAGCAGGCCGUCCGGAAUCAAGGCUCAGGAGCUCACACAUUUCUACCCCCUGUCCAACCCCACACCCCUCUCCCCACCAUCCCCCCAGGCCAUCUACCUCAUCCUCGACCUCUCACACUGCAGCAGGCCGUCCGGAAUCAAGGCUCAGGAGCUCACACAUUUCUACCCCCUGUCCAACCCCACACCCCUCUCCCCACCAUCCCCCCAGGCCAUCUACCUCAUUCUCGACCUCUGUGAGGGCGGCACACUGCAGCAGGCCGUCCGGAACGAGGGGCCCUUAAACGAGCGGCGGGCGGCGGCGGUUUGUCAGGGAGUGGCGGCGGCGCUGCAGUGGUGUCACGGGAGUGGGGUGAUGCACCGCGAUGUGAAGCCGGAUAACAUCCUCCUAGUCAGGCGGGGGGAUGACUCUUAUGUCAAACUCGCCGACUUUGGCAUCGCCCUCUUCUUCCAGGAAGGCGCGGCGAUGACACUUAUGUCAAGUUGGCCGACUUUGGAAUAUCCCUCUUCUUCCAGCAAGGUGAGAGCUGCUUGUAAGGGACUGGCGCAGGGGGGCGUUGCAGUGGUGCCACGGGUGUGGGGUGAUGCACAUCACCGCGAUGUGAAGCCUGAUAACAUCCUCCUUGUGCGGCGCAAGGAUGACAGCUAUGUUCAACUGGCUGACUUUGGCAUAUCCCUCUUCUUCCAAGAAGCCCGACAACAUCCUCCUAGUCAGGCGAGAGGGAAAGGGGUGUCACGGGAGUGGGGUGAUGCACAUCACUGGGAUGUGAAGCCCGACAACGUCCUCCUUGUGCGGCGAGGGGAUGACAGUUAUGUCAAGCUGGCCGACUUUGGCAUCUCGCUCUUCUUCUACCAAGGUGUGUCCUGCAGGGAGACUGUGGGGUCAGCAGCCUUCAUAGCACCGGAGAUGCUGCAGCACUCCUACUCCCACACAGUCGACGUCUGGUCGAUAGGCUGCGUGCUCUUCUUCCUUCCAAACCCACACAACCAACCCUCUCUCCUGCUCUCCCCUCCCCUCCUCCUCCUCCCCGCGUCCCCAGGGGUUCCCUGCAGGGAAACAGUCGGGUCAGCAGCCUUCAUAGCACCGGAGAUGCUGCAGCACUCCUACUCCCACACAGUCGACGUCUGGUCGAUAGGCUGCGUGCUCUUCUUCCUUCCAAACCCACACAACCAACCCUCUCUCCUGCUCUCCCCUCCCCUCCUCCUCCUCCCCGCGUCCCCAGGGGUUCCCUGCAGGGAAACAGUCGGGUCAGCAGCCUUCAUAGCACCGGAGAUGCUGCAGCACUCCUACACCCACACAGUCGACCUCUGGUCCCUCGGCUGUGUGCUCUUCUUCCUCCUCGCGGGGGUAGUGCCCUUCCGAGGCGCCACCAAGGAGGAGACGUUUGAGCGAAUCAUGGAGUGCCACGUGGACAGGGCCAUGCGGUUACCACCGUGGCCGCGGGUGUCCCCCGGGGCAAAGGACCUGGUGCGGCGGCUGCUAACGAGGGACCCCCGUGAUAGAAUCACCCUUGAAGAAGUUCUGUGUGAGUGA
This is a messenger RNA of Closterium sp. Naga37s-1, 4134 nucleotides long. Lineage: Eukaryota; Viridiplantae; Streptophyta; Zygnematophyceae; Desmidiales; Closteriaceae. The record is from the annotation of a GenBank genome assembly.